GGAAUGAAGGAAAAAAAAAAAAAAACCAUCAAAUGGAGGGAGGGGCCGGAAAACAAAAAGAAAAAGUGGGAAUUCCUCAACGGCGAGAUACAUAGCUACCACCGACUCUGUGUUAUUGGGAGCUGAACUCUUUCUGCCAUUUUUUUAGCAACUUCCUUGUGCUAUUUACUAUGGUUAAGCUUCCGAGUUCCGACUCCACACUUUGCCUCUAUGCUCUGUUCUGCAAAAUUAGGCGUAUUCUGGCGUUACUUUAUCUUGGUUCUCCAAGUCCAAGAAAAAGCACAGGUGCCCCGUAGCCAACCUGAUGUAGGCACGUGUCAAACGUCGAAGAAUGUUUCCCGCCUAUUCCGAAGCUGACAUGGCAUAGCAGCCAGUGCUGUGACUAGCUACAAUGCCUCUCUACAGUCUACAUGCUUACACUAAUUCCCAUUUCCCAGCACAUCCCCGCCACUGUGUCACAGGUGCACACACCAGUGACCAGACCGGGUUCUACCUAAGGUACCAUAUCCAACCUGCUGUUGCUUUUUGGCCAAUUUUUCCUUUUCUUGAUGUCCAAGUAGCUACAAAUUUAGGUUCUUUUUCAAGUUUUUCCUUUUGGGAGCCCAUAUAAUGGUCUAUUUGGUCCACUUGUUAAGGAAAUUUAAGGGCUUCUGGGUUGCUGAAACUAGGGUUAAAUUUGUGCCAGCAUUUCAGGUUUGGUUCUUUCCACUUGGUCCACUUCGGCGUUUGGGUUUUGUGACUUGUCUGUAUGUUUUUGGCUGUGUUGGGUGAAUUUAUUGCAAAUCCAAUUUUUGACCCCUCCAGAUUCUUCAUAUCCAAUUUUCUUUGGCAGCAGGUUUUAGCGUUAAUGUGGUUUUUGGUUGUAUGUACUUGAAUUUCUCUUUUUUUUUUUGGGUAGCAAGUUUUAGCGUUAAUGUUGUUCUUGGCUGUAUAUAAUUGAAUUUCUCUACAAUUACUUUCUAGAGCUUUUAAUUUUUUUUUCUUAGAUUUGAAUGGGUUAAUUCUUUAUUAACUUUCCAUUUUCAACGUCGGGGAGAGCCUUAUUUAAGGACCCCCUCUCUAUGAAAUGGAAUCAUGGUUUUCACUGGUAAGCUCUGUAAGCAAGUGGAGUUUCCCUGCACACAAUUCUAUAUUAUAGUUGGUGUAGCCUUUUUGCAAAUAUAAAUUCUUCCUCAAGUUUCCCCCAGGCAACAACGAGUUUCUUGAUUAUGCUCAGUAGUCAGUACUGAGAGCAGUGCGGUAGCCCCAAGGUAAAGCACAUAAGAGGUUCUCCAACUAAGCCCUUGAAAAUUCCCCAGACCAACCUCUGUUUCCUGCUAUAUGAUUACUGAAUUCCAUUUGACCAUUUUUACUCCAUGUCAGUGCUUUCUUAUGAUUUUCUAGACUUCCAUUGUUUUGACAUCAGCAUUCAAGUUUUGGUUGCUUUUUGUUUAGGGUCUCUCUUGAAUGUUUUGAUUUUACAAUACUUUGAUUCUUCAUAUCUGGGGUUUUCUCAUCAUAUGCUGAAGUUUCAUAUGGUUUGCUACUAUUGUAUUGCCAUUGAAAUGUAAGUUUUCCAAUGUCAAGAUUCAAGUUUUGCUCAGUGAUGAAAAAAUAAAAAUAAAAAAAGAUUCUAGUUUUGCUUGUUUUGAUUUUUGAAGUUCUCUUGAAUGCUUUGGUGUUACCCUUGUGUGGCUUCUCAACUCAUGGCAUGUUCUGAUUGAUUUUGUCUUGCAGGUAUUUCGGCCAAGGUUUUCCUGCCAUUAGAGCUAAAAUAUGGCUACUUUGUUGUUUUGCAUUUAUUUUGCUUUUAUUUGGUACAUGCUUACAUAUAUUUACAUCUAUAGAUGUCGUGAUAUACAAUGUACCUAUAUUGAUCCUAUCUGGGUUUUCUAAUUAGACGUCAGAUAUAUAUUCUAGGCUAAAUAUAGCCUUGCAUUUAUGACAGCAAUUAAUUAAUUGUCUGUCUUGUAGUUAGGAUGAGUUGGUGCUUUGUUUGCGUCUGGCUUUUUUCUUGAAUUCUUUCAGUUACAAAACUAUUCUGAAGCUCAAGACUCACUCUUUAAUACAAACAAAACAAGCAGAAAAAACUAUGGGAUGAGUUUAAAGAAGGAUGAGUUGGUACUUGUUUGCGUCUGGGCUUUUUCUUGAAUUCUUUCAGUUACAAAACUAUUAUGAAACUCAAUACUCGCUCUUUAAUACAAACAAAACAAGCAGAAGAAACUAUGGGAUGAGUUUAAAGAAGAGAAAUAGAUUAGUCGGUAACAUGUAGCUUGAAGAUUGCUAUUCUCACAAAAAUGGUGGCUUGAUGAUUCGUGGAUUCAGUGGACUUAAAUGGGGUUGCAUUAGGAAGUUCUAUGUUGUAUGAAUUAGGGACUGAAAUAUAAAAUUUCUUGGCUAUUAAUGCAUUCUGGAGUUUUGGGCAUCUUGAACCAUUGGCUAAAAUGAAUACUCAAGAUGUAACUUGUCAGACUUACUUUCUUGUUUGGUGAUUGAUAUGUGAAUUUUGUUCGAAAUAAACCAAACUACCAAUCCUGACUAUUAUUGGUCAGGGAAAUAAUCUUAAAACAAAUGGCAUGACUUUUUGCCAUGUGUUCAUGAACUUUCUGCUAAACUGGCUGUAUAUGGCAAAUGUAGUUUUAGAUUCUUGUCAUUUUCUUCUGGAUCGGAGUUUAAAGUCUUCAUCUCUCAUGAAUGUGUGUCUUGUCUGUUGAGAGGUAUAGGGUUGCGAAAUUUCUUGUAAUUUUUUUUUUUUUUUGUGUUAUUUUUUUGAUUAUAUGUUUUUGCCUUUUAUCAUUCAUUCAUUCUGUAACAUCAUCUGAUUGUUCUAUGAUUUUUGCAGGAUUUAUAUUUGAUCUGGUGCUUCGUUGUUCGGGUUUUCCUAACAAUCUUUUGUUCUAAAAAGGUUUGUGGUUUGUGCAUUCUGAAUUUUUGAUAUGACUAAGAGACGUUUGGUUAAGAUAGGGGAUAAGAAGGAAUCUGGGUCUGCAGCUCAAAAAUCAACCAGUGGUACAAACAAAUCAAAAGAUGCUUCUGUAGAUAAUGAGCUGAGGACUAGAGCUCUGAAGGAUGAAGAUAUGAGGAAGGUUGCUGUUGGUGGGUCUGAGGGGGAGGAAUCUGCUGUAAACGAGAGUGGUAGAUCCAAAGAUGUUCCUUUAGAUGAUGAUCUUAAAAUAGGGGCUCUGAGGAAUGAAGUAAUGAGGAAGGCUGCUAGUCACAAACCUGCAGAAAACUCUGCAGCCACCGCAGCCAAGCAGGUCAGAAAAUCUAAUGAUGUUAAUGUAGAUGAUGAUCUGACAAUGGGGGUUCUGAAGAAUGAUGUAAGAGGGGAGGUUGAUGUUGAUAAGUCUAUUGGAAAGAAAGUGGCCAAACAGAGCAACACACUGAAAGACAGUGAUGUAGAUAAUGAUCUAAAACUAGAGGUGCUGAAGGAUAAAGUUAUGAGGGCAGUUUCUGGUGGUAAGUCCAUGGGAAAGAAGUCUGAAGCAAGAGAGAGUAAGGCCAGAGGUAAGGCCAAACUUGUUGAGGAAGAACAGGAUGCAGAGACAAACAUGAUGGAGGAGGGGUGUAAAAAGGGCACACCCAUGGAGGAGGGGAGUAAAGAGGACACACCCACUCCAGUGAGACGAAAGAGGGGAGCAGAUGGGGAAAUUGUGGAGGAGUUUUGGUUGUCUUUAGAGAGAAGUUCAUCCAGGCUACGCCCUAGAAAGGAGGUGCUUGCUUUCCGUUUGGUAGAUUUGGAGGAUGAUGACAACGACAGGAUCAUUGGCAAAAGAGUUAAGGUUUACUGGUCAGGGUCACGAAAAUGGUUUACUGGACACAUCAAAGCUUUUGAUUAUGAAAAGAGGCUUCAUGAUAUUCUGUAUGAAGAUGGUGACCGUGAAAUGUUGGAUUUAAGGAAAGAGCGGUUUGAGCUUGAAAUUAUGCCUACUGAGUGUUUCAAGCUGAGAACCAAACCCAGUUACGAAAGGAAAGUGAAGGAUUUAGAUGGCGAGAAGGUCAGUGCAGAAACUUUGCAGGAGGAUAUUGAGAUGGUGGAUGCUGAGAAAGGGGCAAAGGAAUCAGAGCCAGAGAAAAAAACUGAGUCAGAUAUAUCUGUGAAAGAAAAGACAGAUCCUGAAGUUAAGAAUGGAGAAGAACUGGUUGCAAAAAUGGGUGUUGAUGUGCCUCUUGAGAAAGCCAAGGAGAUGGUUAUUGAUGAGGCUCAUGAUGAUGAUGAAAUUGACAAUAUAAAGAAUGCUGUCAUCAAUGUUAACAAGUCUGUGGAAGUUAAUUAUCAGGAGGAGGAUGGGAAGAUUAACUCUCUUGCAGAAGAAAAAGGUGGAAUGUCAGUUGAAGCCCAACAUAGAACACUGGAUUCCAAUGUGGAGAAGAAAGGAGAUGAUCAUUUAGAAAAGCAGAGUGAGAUUGUAGAGAAAAGUGAAUCUGAAGACGCUAUAUGCAUGGACAGAAACUUGACCGGCCAGAAAGCUGGGAAAGCAAAGAAGGCCAAGGAUAACAAAAAGGCCUAAAGCACAACUCAAUAUGUUAGUUCAAACACAGUAAACAUCUGGUGAUUGAAGAUGAAGCUAGUCUCUUUUACUGCAAGAAUGUGCCAUCUCCAAGCUCCACUGGUGGCUUCAAUCUUCAUGGAACUCAGUGGCCUAAAAUGAGAAAAAUGCACCAAGUGCACAGUCAAGUUUCUCUUCUUUCUAUCCUUUUCCUUUUCUUUUAUUCACCUUUUUGCCUUUCCCCCCUUCUCUCCAAUCCCAAUCAGAAGAGCAGAAAGUAUGUGAACUUUUAUUAUGCAGAACAUGUAUGAACUAUAUAAGAAUUUCAUCCUUUUAUUAUAGAUA
Molecule: messenger RNA, 4814 nt
Organism: Juglans microcarpa x Juglans regia
Lineage: Eukaryota; Viridiplantae; Streptophyta; Magnoliopsida; Fagales; Juglandaceae
Exons: 3
Coding region: 2916-4490 (524 amino acids)
Biological process (GO): DNA repair; mitotic sister chromatid cohesion
Cellular component (GO): chromatin; nucleus
Source: RefSeq, a predicted model, not a curated record